Messenger RNA from Stegodyphus dumicola, 411 nucleotides. RefSeq names its product classical arabinogalactan protein 9-like. NCBI's taxonomy places the organism in Eukaryota, Metazoa, Arthropoda, Arachnida, Araneae, Eresidae. The record is from RefSeq and is a predicted model, not a curated record.
AUGUUGCUGCUCCUCCUGCUUGCUGCUGCUCCUCCUCCUCCUGUUGCUGCUUCUCCUCCUCCUGUUGUUGUUUAUCCUCCUCCUGUUGUUGCUUAUCUUUUACCUCCUGUUGUUACUCCUCCUCCUGCUACUGCUACUGCUGCUGCCGCCGCUAAAACUCCGGGAAAUACUUCUAUUGCUAUUACUGCUAGCAGUAGUACUGCUAUUAGUGCUAGUGCUGCUAGUAGUUAUAGUAUUGCUAGUGCAGCUAGCAUUAAAGCUAGUGCUGCUAGUAGUUCUAGUGUUGCUAGUGCAGCUAGCAUUAAACCUAAUGCUGCUAGCAGUUCUGGUGUUGCUAGUGCAGCUAGCAUUAAAGCUAAUGCUGCUAGUACGUGCACUUCCAGUGCUACUAGGAGUACUAGUGCUACAUAA